UUCCUCCUCCUAGGACCCCGAGGAGUCCGAGUGCCUGGCCUCGUUCUCUCCGGUGCCCUCUGCCAGGGUCGGAUGACAGUGUGGGCAGGCAAGAAUCGCCGCGCCACGGCCUUCCGGAACAAGCGGCAGGCACCGGCGGGCCAGGAGCUCCCUGACCUGGGCAGCCGCGGAGGAACAGGAUAACAGGUGGUGUAUAAACCCUGGGCUCUGACCUUCUCUCUCAUGAGGUGGAACCGCCAUUUGCCCAGGGCCUUUUGGAACUCUGGCCUGGGAAGAGUACUCCAGACAGCAGAUGAGAGUAUCCCCUUCAUGAUCCACUGGAAUUGGGACCUUAAAGGGGAGUGUCCCCUUGAGCCUUCUAGGGUCUUUGUACGCCACUAUGGAAGCUCAGUGGGCAGUGGUCCCCCAUCAGGGAGGCAUGGACAGUUGUUCCAGAGUGUCUCUGCAACUGAAGCCAUCCAGUGGCAUCGCCGGAACCUGGCUGAGUGGUUCAGCCGCCUGCCCAGGGAAGAGCGUCAGUUUGGCCCAACCUUUGCACUAGACACAGUCCAUGUGGACCCUGUGAUCCGUGAGAGCACCCCUGAUGAGCUUCUUCGCGCACCUUCAAAGCUAGCCCUGGAAUAUCAGCCGCCCCCAGCCAGGCUUCCCACAUUGGCCCUGUCUCAGCUCUUUGACUCAGAUGCCUGUGGGCGACGGGUGCAGACAGUGGUUCUGUAUGGGACGGUGGGCACAGGCAAGAGCACACUGGUACGCAAAAUGGUCCUGGACUGGUGUCAUGGGCAGCUGCCAGCCUUUGAGCUGCUCAUCCCCUUCUCCUGUGAGGACUUGUCAUCCCUGGGCCCUGCCCCGGCCUCCUUGUGCCAACUUGUGGCCCAGCGUUACACUCCCCUGAAGGAGAUUCUGCCCCUGAUGGCUGCAAUUGGGUCCCGCCUGCUAUUUGUGCUUCAUGGCUUAGAGCGUCUCAACCUGGACUUCCGGCUGGCAGGCACAGGGCUUUGCAGUGACCCUGAGAAGCCAGAGGCACCAGCUGCUAUCAUAGUCAAUCUGCUGCGCAAAUAUAUGCUGCCUGAGGCCAGCAUCCUGGUGACCACCCGUCCCUCUGCCAUCGGCCGCAUCCCCAGCAAAUAUGUGGGCCGCUAUGGCGAGAUCUGUGGCUUCUCUGAUACCAACCUGCAGAAGCUCUAUUUCCAGCUCCGCCUCAAUCAACCUGACUGUGGGCAUAGUGCUGGGGUGGGUGUCUCAGCUACGUCAGCUCAGCGUGACAGCCUGAUGGAGAUGCUCUCCAGGAACCUGGAAGGGCACCACCAGAUCACUGCUGCCUGCUUCCUGCCCUCCUAUUGCUGGCUUAUUUGUGCCACCUUGCAUUUCCUGCAUGCCCCCACACCGGCCGGCCAGACCCUCACAAGCAUCUAUACCAGCUUCUUGCAUCUUAACUUCAGUGGGGAGAUGUUGGACAGCAGUGACCCCUCCAAGUUAUCCCUGAUGGCCUAUGCUGCCCGAACCAUGGGAAAGUUGGCUUACGAGGGGGUAUCUUCCCGCAAGACCUACUUCUCUGAAGAGGAUGUCCGUGGCUGCCUGGAGGCUGGCAUCAGGACAGAAGAGGAGUUUCAGCUGCUGCAUGUCUUCCGCUGGGAUGCCCUGAGAUUUUUUCUGGCCCCGUGCAUGGAGCCAGAGCGUCCAGGCACAUUUGUGUUCACUGUGCCUGCCAUGCAAGAAUACCUGGCUGCCCUCUACAUUGUCCUGGGUUUGCAUAAGACAACUCUGCAGCGGGUGGGCAAGGAAGUGGCCGAUCUUGUGGGCCGUGUUGGAGAGGAUGUCAGCCUGGUCCUGGGCAUUGUGGCCAAGCUGCUGCCAUUGAGGGCCCUACCUCUGCUCUUCAACCUACUUAAGGUGGUUCCACGAGUUUUUGGGCGCAUGGUGGGUAAAAGCCGUGAGGCGGUGGCCCAGGCCAUGGUGUUGGAGAUGUUUCGAGAGGAGGAUUACUACAAUGAUGAUGUCCUGGACCAGAUGGGUGCCAGUAUCCUGGGCAUAGAGGGCCCCCGGCGCCACCCAGAUGAGCCCCCCGAGGAUGAGGUCUUUGAGCUCUUCCCCAUGUUCAUGGGAGGGCUUCUCUCUGCCCAUAACCGGGCCAUGCUGGCUCAGCUUGGCUGCCCCAUCAAGAACCUUGAUGCUCUAGAGAAUGCCCAGGCCAUCAAGAAGAAGCUGGGGAAGCUGGGCCGGCAGGUGCUGCCUCCCUCGGAGCUCCUUGACCACCUCUUCUUCCACUAUGAGUUCCAGAAUCAGCACUUCUCUGCUGAGGUGCUGAGCUCCCUAUGCCAGCUCAACCUGGCGGGUGUGCGUAUGACACCUCUCAAGUGCACAGUGGUGGCAGCUGUACUGGGCAGUGGAAGGCAUGCCCUGCAUGAGGUGAACUUGGCUUCCUGCCAGCUGGACCCUGCUGGGCUACGCACACUCAUGCCUGUCUUCCUGCGUGCCCGAAAGCUGGGCUUGCAACUCAACAGCCUGGGCCCGGAGGCCUGCAGGGACCUCCGAGACCUGCUGCUGCAUGACCAGUGCCAAAUUACCUCCCUGCGGCUGUCCAACAAUCCACUGACAGCUGAGGGUGUGGCCUUGCUGGUGGAGGGGCUAGCAGGAAACACCUCGCUGACACACCUGUCCCUGCUACACACGGGCCUUGGGGACAAGGGCCUAGAGCUGCUGGCUGCCCAGCUGGACCGUAAUCAACAGCUACAGGAGCUGAACGUCGCCUACAAUGGCGCUGGUGACACAGCGGCCCUAGCCCUGGCCAAGGCUGCCUGGGAGCAUCCUUCCCUGGAGCUGCUACACCUCUACUUCAAUGAGCUGAGCUCCGAGGGUCGCCAGGUCUUGCGGAACUUGGGGGACAGUGUUGAAGGCAGUGCCCGGGUUGUGGUAUCGCUGACAGAGGGAACAGCAGUGUCAGAGUACUGGUCGGUGAUCCUCAGCGAAGUCCAGCGGAACCUCAACAGCUGGGAUCAGGGCCGAGUCCAGCGCCACCUUGAGCUGUUGCUACAGGAUCUGGAAGAUAACCGAGGAGCCACCCUUAAUCCUUGGCGCAAGGCCCAGCUGCUUCGAGUGGAGGGCGAGGUUAAGGCCCUCCUGGAGCAGCUGGGAGGCCCUGGACGCUGAGACAGUGGCAGCAGGCACCUAGCUGUGUAACCCCUAUCCCCAAACUUCUUCCCUCUGUGGCUUCCUGGCUUGUACUGCUACUUCUAUAAAGAUCCCGUGCCCUGGCUGGUGUGGCUCAAUGGAUGGAGUGCUGGCCUACAAAUCAAAGGGGCGCCUGUUCAAUUCCCAGUCAGGGCACAUACCUGGGUUGUGGGCCAGGUCCCCAGUAGGGGGCAUGUGAGAGGCAACCACACAUUGAUGUUUCUCUUCCUCUCUUUCUCCCUCUCCUCCCCUCUCUCUAAAAAUAAUAAAAUCUUAAAAAUAAAAUAUCCCUUCAUGGCUGGAGGCAAAAUACUAAGCAUAGCUCUAUCAGUGGCCCUCUGAACAAGCCCAACCAAGCCUCCCAAGUCCGGAAUUUCCAGGGUCAUGAAACAUGCCUCCUCUCCUUUGGGCUAGAAGGACAGAAGGAUAUGGCAUUUCCAUGAUUAAAUUGCCCUGUAGCACCACCACUAACCUUGCUUCUCUCUCCUCUCAAGGAGCCUCUGUGCCACCAGGGGGAGCACUACUUAUGUCCACUCGCCCAUGGGUGUCGCGCUGUCCAGAUGUGCUGGAGGGCUUCCACCCCUUGCCUUUAUACUUUCUGUGGACACUCAGGAUACCCAUAGCCACUUUCCUCUCUCAUUGGUGCUUCUCCCUAGCCGCAUGCUCCUCUUACCACAAUGGUACUUGUGCCCAGUGGUUCCUACCAGCACGUGCACUGACUUGUUGCUAUUAAAAAACUGUCUUCCACCUACUGUGGCCUUUUUGCCUGGUGCUUGCAAGGAAGCGCACUGUUCUCGGCCAUUCUGAUUAAACUACUGAUAACUUUUUGUUACAAAUAGUUCUUAGGUACUAAGUUGAAAGGCAGUGAGGGCUGCGGGGAUGCAUGAUAUUGAGGUGUGGAUAGGCGAUUCUGGGCUUAGCACUCCUGUCACCCUUUGCAUACAUUCUUACUUACCCCAGACUUGGAAUUAGGGAUCAGCAAUCUACCUUUCUCUGCACC
Molecule: messenger RNA, 4168 nt
Organism: Pteronotus mesoamericanus
Lineage: Eukaryota; Metazoa; Chordata; Mammalia; Chiroptera; Mormoopidae
Gene: NLRX1
Product: NLR family member X1
Exons: 10
Coding region: 223-3147 (974 amino acids)
Biological process (GO): negative regulation of canonical NF-kappaB signal transduction
Cellular component (GO): mitochondrion
Molecular function (GO): protein binding
Source: RefSeq, a predicted model, not a curated record